AUGGCCCGGGAGAGGCCGCCUGGCAGGGGCUGUGGCACCCUCCGUCGGUGCCUGCUUGGCGCAGUGCUUGUGCUUGGCCUGCGCCUCUGCGCCAAGCUGCGGAGCCCCGGGCCCGGAGCCCCUCGCCGCAGCGCCGCCCCUGUCUCGGUGCCUCGGCCACCCGUGCCUCACCUGCUGCCCGCGCCCGGGCUGCCGCGUGGCGCCAGCAGGAGACAGGUGACUUACGUGCGCAGCGGGCGCAGAGCGUCGCCGACUGGUGGCGGGCGCGGGAUGCUGGAGCCGAGCUGCUGCGCCCCGCGCGGGCGCCCCAACCCAAAGGGUCCCCGAUGGCACAUUGAGCUGCAGCCUUGGGCCGGCCCUGCCCACUCCCUAGAUGAAGAAGCCGCGAGGUUCCUGAACUACAUCAGCACAACACAGAUUGCGUGCAAUCACAUGAGUACCGACAGCCUGGAGGCUGACUUCAGCCCUACCCAGCAGCCCUGGUCAGUGUGUCUUGAUGAUAGGUUUGGCUUAGCUCGCCAAAUCCAUAACAAGCAGUGCCGCCUCUACUCCUUAGGGCUGGGAAGUGAUAAUACCGGCUUUGAGGUUAGCAUGGCCAAGAAUGGAUGUGAAGUGCAUCGUUUUGAUCCUAGUGUGAAGUCAGCUCACAUCCUGGAGAGCCAACGCCUGUGGUAUCACCGCUUGUCCAUCACCUGGAGGGACCCCCACCCAGCUGUUGCUGUUCAGAAGUCACAUGCCAAUGCCAGAAAGCUGGGAAGUGUUUUGAAUGAAUUUGGGCAUUACAAGAUUGAUGUGCUCAAGGCAGAUCUGGAAAGUGCAGAAUGGAAGGUUCUGGAAAAUCUCAUUCUGGAAAAUGUCAUUGAACAGAUUGGCCAGCUCAUCUUUGAGAUCCAUCUCCACUGGCCCGGGUUUGAGGUUAGUGGCACUGACAGCAGUGUCGUGCGGUUCUGGUACAGUCUCCUCAAAGAGUUAGAACAAAAGGAUUUCAAGCUUUUUCACAGUUACAAAGACUUAACUAAACCUCAGCUAUUCCUGAAGAAAGAGAUCUUCAAUGCAAGUAGCUGCUAUACUCUAAGCUGGGUGAAUACAAGAUGGGGAUAGCAUGCAGGUCCACGUCGAGAAUGCU
This is a messenger RNA of Ochotona curzoniae (black-lipped pika), 1126 nucleotides long. It is a transcript of the gene METTL24, whose product is annotated as methyltransferase like 24. Bases 1 to 1101 code for a protein of 366 amino acids. NCBI's taxonomy places the organism in Eukaryota, Metazoa, Chordata, Mammalia, Lagomorpha, Ochotonidae. The record is from RefSeq and is a predicted model, not a curated record. The transcript has 5 exons.